This is a messenger RNA of Peromyscus eremicus (cactus mouse), 3424 nucleotides long. It is a transcript of the gene Atf1, whose product is annotated as activating transcription factor 1. The coding region runs from base 1384 to 2196 and encodes 270 amino acids. Gene Ontology annotation, biological process: regulation of transcription by RNA polymerase II. Gene Ontology annotation, cellular component: ATF4-CREB1 transcription factor complex; nucleus. The record is from RefSeq and is a predicted model, not a curated record. NCBI's taxonomy places the organism in Eukaryota, Metazoa, Chordata, Mammalia, Rodentia, Cricetidae. Gene Ontology annotation, molecular function: RNA polymerase II cis-regulatory region sequence-specific DNA binding; protein binding; DNA-binding transcription factor activity, RNA polymerase II-specific. The transcript is spliced from 8 exons.
CCUCUGGCAGGUUAUGUUCACCGUCUGCGUGCAGGUGCUUGAAGAGGCCAGAGGGGUCAGAUCUGGAACUGCAGUUCGAGGCUGUUGCGGGUGCCAGGAACUGGCCCUGUGUCCUGUGAAAGAGCGGGAGGGGCUGUUAACCCCUCAGCCAUCUCUCCUGCCUAGCGUUAGCUUUUGAGGGUGUUUGCCUGUUUGAGAAAGGCUCAUACUUUAUUCCCAACUGGUCUUAAACUGUAUGUGGUUCAGUUUGGCCUAGAAUCAGCAGUACUGUAGCCUUGAAAACAAUUGAACCACAAGUCUUCAAGGGCCUCUUGACAUCUCAGGCUAUUUCAGCAUAGAUGUGGUAGGAAUCUUUGUAAAACUGGCCUCACCUGUGAUAAGAGUUUGUAUAGUAUUUAUGUUCACAAAAUGCGUUUAUCCCAAGAUUUUGUUGCCAAUAGAUAUUUUGUUUAUAAAAUGCCAGUUGCCCCCUCACCUGCUUUACAGCGUACACUUACCAUUUUAUCUCCAUUAUAAUGUGGCUAAGUGGGAGAGUGUUUGCCUAGCAUGCUUCAUACUCAGCUCUUGGAAACAACUGGACAUCCCAAAGUUGAAUGUGACAGCUCCUGAAUAGUGUUUGCAGUUCUUGAUUGCUUGGUCUACAGGACUGUGAUAGUACAUGUCACCAGUAGAUGAUAGUCAAGUCAGAAAACAAAACAAAAACCCUGCCAAGAAGUCAGUGAAUUUCCAAUUCUCACAUAGGAUGAUGAUACCUCCAGUUUUCCUGUGCCCCUGUUAACCCUGUUUCUGUAGCUGAGGUGGAGUGAUUCUCUGAGGGUAUUUCUUUAGCCAUUAUUUCAUCAGUUCUGAUUAGAUACGUCUAAGUAAGCAGGUGGUUUUGUUACAGUGUUAAAUGUGAAGACAUUGGCUCUGUGUAGGGAAGGGAUAUGCUCGACUUCCUGGGACUUAUGUUCUGGUGGGAGAGACAGAAAAACAGCAACACCUGUGGUAGGUGUUGCAAGAAGGCCAGCUUGAUCUAUAGAGCGAGUUCUAGGACAACCAAAGCUACACAGAAAUCCUGUCUUGAAAAAACUACUGGGGUGUACAGUCAGCCUCUAGACUAGUCUAGGGGAGGUCAUCAUGUAGGUUUGCCUGGAGAGGAAAUUAUAGAAGCCAGUCUCAGGAGGAGGAAGGGGAAAUAGUGUUUGUAGCAUAGGAAAUAGCAUGUAUGCAAGCCUCAAGGUGGGGUGAAGCAAGCCAGCCGCAUCUGAGGAUCUGGAAGAUUCAUUGUGACUAACAGUUGUGGAAAUGAUGGUCUUUAUUUAGAACGAGAAGGAGACAGAGACAGUCUCAUUGUGUAUCCCUGGCUGGCUCCAGAGAACUCGGAGGCAGAGGCAGUUGAUUAUGGAAGAUUCCCACAAGAGUAACACUUCAGAGACUGCACCUCAUCCUGGUUCAACAGUUCAGGGAACUCACAUUUCUCAGAUAAUAGCCCAUCAGGUGUCAUCUUUAUCAGAAAGUGAGGAGUCUCAGGACUCAUCUGACAGCAUAGGCUCCUCACAGAAAGCUCACGGGAUCCUGGCUCGGCGCCCAUCUUACAGGAAAAUUUUGAAAGACCUCUCUUCUGAAGAUACACGGGGCAGAAAAGGAGACGGAGAAAGUCCUGGUAUUUCUGCUGUCACGUCUAUGUCUGUUCCAACCCCCAUCUAUCAGACCAGCAGCGGACAAUACAUUGCCAUUGCACCAAACGGAGCCUUACAGUUGGCCAGUCCAGGCACAGAUGGAGUGCAGGGACUGCAGACAUUAGCCAUGACAAAUUCCAGCAGUACUCAGCAAGGUACAAUCCUCCAGUACGCACAGACUUCAGAUGGACAGCAAAUACUCGUCCCAAGCAACCAGGUGGUCGUACAGACUGCAUCAGGAGACAUGCAGACCUACCAGAUCCGAACCACACCGUCUGCCACUUCACUGCCACAGACUGUGGUGAUGACUUCUCCUGUGACUCUUACAUCUCAGACAACAAAGACUGACGACCCCCAACUCAAAAGGGAAAUACGGCUGAUGAAAAACAGAGAAGCCGCUCGAGAAUGCCGCAGGAAGAAGAAGGAGUACGUGAAGUGCCUGGAGAACCGAGUCGCCGUUCUGGAAAACCAAAAUAAAACUCUAAUAGAAGAGCUAAAAACUUUGAAGGAUCUUUAUUCUCAUAAAAGUGUUUGAUUCUUUAAAGUAUUUUUAUGGACUUGCUUUAAAAUGAGGUGGAUUUCUUUUUAGUGGAGUUUUAUAAAUUCAGAGGUCAAAGAAGCUACUUUGUAUUAGGUUCUUACAGUGCACAAGUUGACAGAGGGUAAGUGGAGAUGAGCAGGAGGAAGCUGCUGGUAGGACUGGAAGAUCCAGGGCAAGUACUCCAGGAAAUGGACAUCAGCAAUGGAACUUAGACAGCGUCCAGCCAGAAGGGGCGGCGGCGGCGGCAGCAGCACUGGGAAGAACCCACUCCCUCUCAGUUUGUAUUCUUACUGUUUGUUUCCGAAGAUUUGCCUUUUCAUUUGUGUGUGUGAGUGUGUGUGUUUGAUCCCUGCCAAUAAAUUCUAAAUUACAAAUGUAAAAGAAAGCAUAAUACGUUACUAAGUAUGUAAAUUAUGUGGUCUGAUUGUUACAUGUCAUAUUGUCAGGUGUGUUAAAUGAGUUUUAAUAGUUGCUUUUGUUGGACUUGAGGGGUUUUGAGAAGUGUUCUAACAGGCGAAGGGCACAGGAUCUGAAGAUGGUGAUUUGUAACAUUUUUAUCAGAAUGGAAAAUUUGACAGUUUUAAAUAGUUGAUUUUUGCUUCUGGAAGGUAAGGGCAAUUUUUCACAAGGAUAUAAUAAUUUUUUUUAAUUCUCUAAUCCUGUAUGCAGUUGAAGAGCAUUACUCUUUUGUGCUUUAACAGAAUGAAGUGUUUACAAAUGCCCUUAAAAUCUUUUCAAUAACCUGAAGAAGAUGUACACCAAAGCUUCCCGAGAGGGUUUAUAAUCAUCUUUCUGUAGGUUUGUCAGGUUCUAAAGUAGUUACCAAGGCAACUUGCCUUGAGACUAUUUUGUAAUGUAGCCAAGGGUACCUUUAUAAGAGAAGGGACUGCCGAUAUAUUUUUAUAGUGAAUCUUUAUAAAUUCUAAUGUCGAGUUUUUAAUGAUUAUUUUAAAUGUUUAUAUAUAGUUUGUUUAGUAAAAAAAUUUGUAUCUCAAAUUACCAUUUUUUAUAUUAUGAGAAGAGUAAAGUUUUCAAUUGGCUGAUAUUGAAUUGUACUUUUUCUAUGAAGUUUAUCUAAAGUUCAAGCUGUGGUCAGUACACCAGUGUUUAACCUCUGUAUUCUAAUCUGUAUACACUUUGAAACUGUACUGCAAAACUGUUGUGUGCCUAUAUAGUAUAUUUCAUAUGGUCUAUGAAAUUAAAGAACAUUUGGUAAGAUUAA